Messenger RNA from Hansenula anomala, 336 nucleotides. RefSeq lists its product as uncharacterized. The record is from RefSeq and is a predicted model, not a curated record. NCBI's taxonomy places the organism in Eukaryota, Fungi, Ascomycota, Saccharomycetes, Phaffomycetales, Wickerhamomycetaceae. The coding region runs from base 1 to 336 and encodes 111 amino acids. The transcript has a single exon.
AUGCUAGACAAACUACCAAAUGAACUCAUAUCAAGUGAACUAUUAAGAUUUUGUGACAAAUCCAGUACACUAAGUCUGACACUGACUUGUAAAAGUCUGAGUCAAGUCACUUCACAACAUUUGUACAAAACAUAUAGACCGGCUCCAACACUGAUAAAUUAUGAUAAUCCAUUAUUUUAUGAUGAAGAUAGAAGAAUGAACUACACAAAAGAUUAUGGGAGAAUUUACAAAGAUUUGAGCUUCACUAAAUCAUCAAGAUUUUGUCAAAGCAUCAAGAUUAGAAAUAAUUAUAGAACACUUAUCAGGAGCUUGCAAGAAAAAGAAAAGCUUUCAUGA